Messenger RNA from Dromiciops gliroides (monito del monte), 2306 nucleotides. Its product is annotated as myelin-oligodendrocyte glycoprotein-like. Gene Ontology annotation, cellular component: external side of plasma membrane. The coding region runs from base 11 to 748 and encodes 245 amino acids. The record is from RefSeq and is a predicted model, not a curated record. Gene Ontology annotation, biological process: regulation of cytokine production; T cell receptor signaling pathway. The transcript is spliced from 4 exons. Lineage: Eukaryota; Metazoa; Chordata; Mammalia; Microbiotheria; Microbiotheriidae. Gene Ontology annotation, molecular function: signaling receptor binding.
UGCUCGGGGAAUGACUGUGAAGUGGCUCAGAGGCCCAUUGGUCAUGCACUUGUACCGUAGGGGGCAAGAGGUGGAGGAAGUCCAGGCCCCUGCAUUCCAAGGGAGGACAAAGAUGCUGAGAGAGGACAUGGCUGAGGGCAAGGUGACCAUGAGCAUACAGCAGGUCCAGCUCUCUGACGCCGGACAGUACACAUGUUAUUUCCAGGAAGGCACCUUUUACAGUGAAGCCAGCUUUGACCUUCAGGUAACAGAACACCAGAAAGAACUAUUCUCAGUUAUUCCCCUUGCUCCUGUCAUUGAGGCCAAGCAGGGAGAAGAUGUCACACUCUCCUGUGAGCUCUCCCCCAAGAUGGAUGCUCGAGACAUGACUGUGACCUGGUUCAGAAACCAGACCCUUGUGCACAGGUACCCCAAUGAGGAGAAGAUGGAGGAGUCCCAGGGAGCUGAGUUCCAGGGGAGGAUGGAGCUGCUGAAAGAUGACAUGGCUGAGGGGAAGGUGACCUUGAGGAUCCAGAAGAUCCAAGUCUCUGACUCUGGUCCAUAUACUUGCCAUUUCCAGUCUCCUGACAAUUAUGCUGAAGCCCACACUGAACUGCAGGUAGCAGAGAAUUUCUCCAUAUAUAAGAAGACACUUAUACUCAUUGUUGCUGUCUGCUUGGUCUUCACUGUUUCCUCCUUGGUGAUUUAUUUCUUCUGGAAAAGAAAUCUAUUGAGAACCAGAGAGAUUAUUUCAUCGUGUAAAGUUUGAGGAGGAGGACAGAGAAGCCACAGGGACCCCACCGGCCUGUCCUGGGAAUUGUGAGUGGAAGCUCACACAGGGGACCAGGUAGAGAAUCUUCUGUCCUUUCUUGAUACAAGAGGAGGAAGGCAGAAGAUAAAGCAUCAAGAGCUAUAAAUCUCAUAUAGAAUAAUAUGAGAAGUGCAUGAGAAAGUGGCAAAAUAAAAUGAUAUGUGAAGAUUAGUGGAGAAGAUGUUAGUGACACAGCAAUCAAGGAAGGAUCCCUGGAGGAGGAAAUAUUUGAAUUGGACUUUAAAGAAUGGGUGGAAGGAGUUGGCCCGGCUCCAGCUCUGCCGGGUUCAGGGCUCCGCCCCCCUCCAGCACUUCUUUUUCUCCCGCUGCCCGCACCCGCCAAACUUGAGGUGACCCCAGCCCAAGACAGCAGCUGCCCCACUCACUGCCCCGCACGCCUCCCCCAUCCCCCUCUCCCCACUCCACUCCGGUCCCCGGCGGGCGCCGCUCCUCGCCCCCUUCUCUCCCUCCCUCCUCCUCAGCCCCGUCCCGCAACAUGAGCAACCUGAAGCCGGACCGCGAGCACUGCACCGCACCGGCACCGGCAUCGGCGGCAGCUUGGAAGAGGAGGUCGCGACACUUUGUCAGCGGUCUCCCUGUGGACAUCAAACCGAGAGAACUCUGUCUUCUCCUCCGGCCGUGUAAGGGGUAUGAAGGGACACUGAUCAAGCUCACAUCUAAACAGGCCGUAGGUUUUGUGACUUCUGACAGCUGCGCUGGGGCAGAAGCCGCCAAAAAUGAAUGGAAUGGUAAUCGUUUCGACCCCGAGAAUCCACAAACCUUAAGGUCAGAGUUUACCAACCCCCAAAUCGUUUUUCUGCGGCUCUGCUUCAAGGAAACAAGACAUUUAAUUUUGCAUGUUUUCUGGCAUGAAUUGACAUUUAAACUUGUGUAUGUGCGAGUGUACAGUUUGUUCUAGCGUUAGUGUCACCAUAGCAACAGGUUUGGGCCCACUUACUGGUCCAUCGUUCCACACCCCAUGCCUCCCUUCCCCAUUAUCUCUAGCUUCCGUGAAGAGAAGACUUGGCUUUUAAACUGAGAAAUGGUUACUCAUCCCAGUCUUCUUCCACUUCCCCAGGAUGGGCAAAAUGAAGGAAACACCUGUCCAAUGAUGCACUGGGUUUUCUCUUACAUUUUGCCUCAGGGUCCUCCUCUUUCUCCUCUGAUGGGCUCUCCCCAGAGGACAGUUGUGCCCUCUCCACUUUCUGAUGCAGCACGUGCCCUUCCCUGCCUUGUCAGUUGUUGUCCUGCUUUCUGAACUUCCAAACAACCAAAAAAAGUUCAAGUAUUUUUGUACCAUGCGUAGCAAGGCUAUAUUUAUGCAUCAUAAAGGAUUUCAGGUGUGUGUUUGUGUGCAAUUAAUAAAGAGAAAUGGUUAGCCGUGUCAGGUAAGUUCAUGUUUAGUUUGAAGCUGGAAGAAAGGAGAUUCUAUUCUUUGGUGAUAAUAUUUUUGUAAAACAAAUUUUAACAUGAAUGUUUUAAACUUUUCGUUCCAAAUUCUCUUCCUCCCUCCCUC